AGCCAGGAGCAGAGGCGGCGGGGAGCCGCUGCGCCCUUGCCUCCGCCCUCUCGCUCUCUCUCCCCUGAGCGGGCUGUACAAUCCUCGGCAGUGUCCUGAGACUGUAUGGUCAGCUCAGGGGCGGCUCGACGGCGUCCUCCUCUUCCUCCGCCGCCCCCACCAAGCCAGCCCAUCCGACGGCAAGAGCGCGGAGGGAAAAAGCGCCAAGAGCGCAACUGAUCUCUGUCCUCUCCAAGCUCGACGCGCGCUCUCUUUCUCUCCUGCGCCCGGACAUCUUCGCGGAGCCAAGCAAGGAUCCCGACGGACGGGAAGCCCCUUCCUCUCGGGGGACCAAGCGUGUCAGCAUCCCAGCAAGCAGCAGCCCCGCUUCCCAGGAUGACAGCCGAGAAGGAAAAGAAGAGGAGCAGCUCUGAAAGGAGGAAGGAGAAGUCCAGGGAUGCAGCAAGGUGCAGAAGAAGCAAAGAGACUGAGGUUUUCUAUGAGCUGGCCCAUGAACUCCCUUUGCCUCACAAUAUCAGUUCACACCUGGACAAAGCGUCCAUCAUGCGUCUUGCAAUCAGUUUCUUGCGGACACACAAGCUCUUGUCUUCAGUCUGCACUGAAAACAAGAGAGAAAUUGAGUCAGAUCAGCAGAUGGACAACUUGUACCUGAAAGCUUUGGAGGGAUUUAUCACUGUCAUCACACAAGAUGGAGACAUGAUCUUUUUGUCAGAGAACAUCAGCAAAUACAUGGGCUUGACGCAGGUGGAAUUGACUGGGCACAGCAUUUUUGACUUCACUCACCCGUGUGAUCAUGAGGAAAUUCGAGAAAACCUGAGCUUGAAGAAUGGUCCAGGCUUUGGGAAAAAAAACAAAGAGAUGUCCAUGGAACGUGACUUCUUCAUGAGGAUGAAAUGCACUGUUACCAACAGAGGCAGAACUGUAAAUCUCAAAUCUGCCACAUGGAAGGUUUUGCACUGCACUGGACAAAUUAAAGUCUACAAUACUUGCCCUCCUCAUGCUCUGUGUGGUUAUAAGGAGCCUCUCCUGUCCUGCCUUGUAUUAAUGUGUGAACCUAUUCAGCAUCCCUCCAAUACUGACAUCCCACUGGAUAGUAAGACCUUCUUGAGCCGUCAUAGCAUGGACAUGAAAUUCACCUACUGUGAUGACAGGAUAACUGAAUUAGUGGGAUAUCAUCCUGAUGAGCUGCUUGGCCGAUCCGCAUAUGAAUUCUACCAUGCACUGGACUCUGAGAAUAUGACGAAAAGCCAUCAGAACUUGUGUGCAAAAGGUCAAGUCGUCACUGGACAGUACCGCAUGCUUGCGAAGCAUGGUGGAUAUGUGUGGCUGGAGACUCAAGGAACAGUCAUUUACAAUACACGCAACCUGCAGCCUCAGUGUAUCAUCUGUGUCAACUAUGUUCUGAGUGAAAUCGAGAACAAUGAUAUCGUGUUCUCCAUGGAUCAAACAGAAUCACUGUUCAAGCCUCGCAUGAUGGCAAUGAAUUCAGUGUAUGACAAUGGUAUCCCAGUGACAGAUAAGAGUGAUUUCUUGUUCACCAAACUGAAGGAAGAACCAGAAGAACUUGCGCAGUUGGCACCAACACCAGGAGAUGCUAUUAUAUCUCUUGACUUUGGGACACAGAAGUUUGAGGAAAUCUCUACCUACAACAAAGCUGUGAUGACCCCAAACAAGCCGUGGCCUCCUGAAGCAAAGAGCCAGGCACCUCAGGCGGAAAAGCUGAGUGUGCCGUCAUUUACCUUGCCCCAGGUUGCACCUGGCAGUACCACCCCCAGCGCAAGCAGCAACAGCAGCUGUUCCACUCCAAGUAGCCCAGGAGACUACUACACGUCCUUAGAUGAAGACCUGAAGAUUGAGAUGAUCGAGAAGCUUUUUGCCAUGGACACAAAUGCCAAGAAUCAGUGCAGCUCACAGACUGACUUCAAUGAACUGGACCUUGAAACCUUGGCACCUUAUAUUCCCAUGGAUGGAGAAGAUUUCCAGCUGAGUCCAAUCUGUCAAGAGGAGCGCCCACUCUCCGAAAAUGCCCAGCUCACUCAGCAGAGUUUAAGUAACAUGAACAGCCUCUUCCAGCCCCUGGCUCCUCCUGCACAGAACCAGUUCCUCUUGGAGAAAUAUUGCCCCCAGAUGUCAGACAAGAACAUAAACACAGGUCAAGGGACUCUGCCACCAGCAUUCUUCAACAAUGGGAACCAGUCAGCCUCCUUGUUGCCCUACUAUGCGCAAGCCACCACUCCGCUGUCUUCAAUGGGUGGGAGACCAAACACACAGUGGCCACCUGACCCGCCAUUACAAUACACCCCUACCAAAUGGAGAGUUAUGGGCAACAAGAUCUCCAGAUCCAUGGCUAGCACUCCAUCAGGGCCACCACUGCAUUUGCCAAAUGUGAAUCUAUAUAAGAAAAGGUCAUUGGAGAGUUUUGGCCAGCGAGGCAUAGAUAUAAAUCCUGCUCGGAUUGCUCUCGCCAACAGUUUGAAGCUGAAGCGGCACCUGGAAUAUGAAGAACAAGCUUUUCAGCACCUGAAUGGGCCACAAGGAGACACAUCUGGCAUUAAUCCAACCCACUUAAUGUGGAAAAGGAUGAAAAUUCUCAGAGGUGAAAACUGUGCACUGCUCACAGAAAAGAAGUCACUCAGCACAAGUGUCCUUAACGAUGAAUUUCUUUGUAACCCACAAAGAGGUCCAGGACAACCAGUGAACAUGGUGCAUCAGCAGCAACCACAGCAUCCUCCACCUUCCUCUGGAAACUCUGCUAACAACCCCAAAGCCAUCUUCUCCCCCAACUUUUAUAAUCCCCCUUAUCAGGACUUCAGUGUGCCACAAGCUCAUAGGAUGUCGGGAAUGACAAGUCGUCUGCUUGGCUCAUCGUUUGAACCUUAUUUGUUGCCAGAGUUGACCCGAUAUGACUGUGAGGUUAACGUCCCGAUGGUGGGCAGCUCCAUGCUUCUGCAAGGAAGUGAUUUGCUUCGAGCUCUGGACCAAGCGACCUGAGCCAACCCUGUGGCUUUCCCUGGCCUAUACUGUUCAAAACAGCUGCAGUUUUAAAAUCUAUUUUUGCAAGUAGACAAUUUCUAAUACUGAUUACACUUUUACAAGAUUUUACUUACCUAUUGAACUUGUCCACGUUACCAAAUAGUGGCCUUUCUGUGAAGUUACUCACUUUCUUAUUCGUAUUAAAAGAAAUAUGCAUCUACUGUAUUUUCCCCUCUUCUAUUUCGAUAAAGCGUUUCUUAGAAAAAAAUUAUAUUAUAUGAUUCCCCUUGUGUGUAAUUUAUAUGAAACUUCCUCAGUAUUCAUGCUAAUAAUAAAAAGCUAUGAUGUGCUAAUGCCUCUAUGUAAUACUUUGGCUCCAUUUAUUGCGAAGAUUUUUUUUUAUUUUUGCCAAAGAUGAGUGAAAUGAACCAAUCUUUUUCCUAAUUUUGUUGGUAGUGUUGUAUUCUGAGAAAAUAUACACAUUGCUUGUCCCUAGUGUCUCUGAAUGUUCUUGGAGCAAAGAAAUGUAGUCGAUAGUCAUCUUAAUGAUUUUAAAAGCAACAAAAUUUUCUGAGCCCACCUUCUCUCUCUGCAACAUGCCAAAAUUAUGGUGAUUUUGGGUGGACACUGUGCAAAUUAUAUGUUAUUGGAUCACAAAUCUCAUACUUGGUCCUGCGUCUUUCUCUGAUGUAAAUGAAACUCAACUGCAUGGAUUGCAACCAGCAGUGUAGGAUUAAUUUUUCUAAAUAUAUAGAAUGAACCAUGAAGCAAGUGUGAGAUCUGGACAAUGUGCCCUUUAGUAUUCUCUGUAAUUUGAUUUUUGGGUGUAACUCACAAAUCAUGUAGUAUGCUGUCUGGUAAUAUAUAGUCGUCCUUCCACAUUUGUGGUUUUGACUUUUGCUGAUUUGAUUAACCAAUUUGAUUAACUAUGUCCUCUUUAGAAAUAUCUAGGUCUUCUAGUGGGACUCCAUUUUCAAUUUCCUUCAGUCGUGUUGGAGAACCUAGAGAUUUCUUGAGAGAAUAUCUCUCUAGGAAAUUCUAGGUCUUCCAAUGCAAUUUUAUGGUCAGCUCCAGCACAAGUUGGCCAUAGUUUCAUGUUGAGAUCUAGAAAUGUGUUCUCUCAGGUAAAAAACAAAAAACAAAAGUUUCUUUACUCAUUUUCAUGGGGGGUCCCUUAACUCCAGCGGACAUGAAGGGCUGAAUGUAUGUCUUCUUCUGGCCAGGAUUUGAGGAUUGGUGAGUUUUUCCUUCUAGCAGAAGAACCAAAGCUACCAGGCAAAUAACUCCUACUAUUUGGAUUUUGCAAUAACAAGGUGUUUUUCUACUAGGCCAUAUCCAAUGCCCAAGAUCUCAGUAUUCUUUUGUUUCAAACCGAUGGAGUGGUUGCUGCCAUUUUAGAUUUAGAGCAUGGUACUGCAAAAUAAUCGAAGAAGGCAGACAACACUUCUCAUUUCAGUCAGUGCCACCCUCCUAUAACCUCUCCAAUUAUGGAAGGAGUGUGAAAACAAAGUUGAAAAGAGUAGAAAGAAUUAUUAACACUGUUUUAAUUGUCCUUUUAAAAAGUAUUCAAAGUAUAACUGAUCCUUUGAUGCUUUUCUCCAAGUUAAAUAUUUGUAUUGGUACUUUGCUAUACCUGUUAAGGCAUGGUCACAACACUAUGUAGUGUCUUUAGAAACUGUUUUAUUUGCAGCUGGUAAUUUUAUGAUGCUGUUUCUGACAUCGUGGGAUUAGUCCAAAGAGCUAAUUAAUUGCUUGUUAAGUUUUAUUUUCCUCCCCAGCCAGUUAUAGCAAUAUCCCUGCACUACUGAAUUUUGCUAAGAAGUAAAUUUAAAUAUAUUUGGUUGCCAUCUUAUUAUACUGGGGGGAAAUCAAAUUUUAUAGGCUCUAGAGCCAUUGAGUGGGAGGAUUGUUACUGGUCAUUUUAGCUUACUUUUUAAUUGUUGAUAGCUUUUUGAGUGCAAAUCGUCUUUCGCUAGGUCAUUAGAAGGGCAACCUGAACUUUCAGAAACACUGUGUUGGUGCUCAGGAAUUUAUUUCAGUGGAAGGAGUUCAUGUCAUUCCAUGCAAUAUUGCUUGCCUUUACCAGGCACACUUAUCUAUUCAAUCCAGCAAUAAUAUAGUUUAAGGACCUGGGGUUUGUGUGUAGAUUCUAUAAUAUUUAUUAAAGCUUAGCACUUCAGUGGGAAGAGCAAGAUUGGGAAAGGCAAAUUCAGAGCAAGGGGAAAUAUGACGCUGUCAGGCCUCGUACUGAAAUCUGCAGAGCUUGCUACAUAGCUUUUUAACCAAGUAAUUAUUUAGAAUUGUAGUUCACAAACCUGGAAAUUUUAGUUUCAAAUUCAAAAUAAUUUCCCCAUUUUCCAAAGUAAUUGUAAUAGUAACUAUAGCUAUGUCUAUGCUUUUUUAAUCCAGUUUUAUGGAGCACAGAAAUUUUCUCCUCUACCAUUUGAGGUAGCCAAAUCCUGCAUAUAGGAAAGUAACUAAAAUUAACCCUUAACUCCACAAGAGGCAUUAUUCUUGUUAAAUUAUGCAGUUGGCCUUCCAUAUCCACAGAUUCUGUAACCAUGGGUUCAACCAUCCAUGACUUAAAAAUUUAAGUCCAAAAAACACCAAAAAACCAAACCUUGAUUUUGCCAUUUUAUAUAAGGGAUACUAUUUUACUACUCCAUUGUACAAAAUGGCACUUGACCAUCCAUGGAUUUUGUGCCCAUGGGAGGUCCUGGAACCAGUCCCCAGCAGAUACCACUAUCUUCCACUGUCUAGUCACAGUGGAAGAUAGUUAAAAUUUAACUGUAGGACAGGUGUCUGACUCAAUUCUCUGGGUGUGUCGGACUGCAACUCCUAGCAUUCCUCAUCAUUGGCUAUUCCAGUCUUUCUCAAUCUGUGGGUCCCCAGGUGUUUUGGCCUACAACUCCCAGAAAUCCCAGCCAGUUUACCACUGGGCUAUUCCAUUUACGCCUUCUGGAAACUGCAGUCCAGUGAUUUCCACAAGGCCAUAUAAUCUAAGAAGAGUGCCCAUUUCCAAGCUCCAACCAAAAUGCCAAUACUCACAGGUACAUGGCACUGGUGUCAUAUGCUGAAACCAAUACUUCAGUUUGGAUGCUGCAUUCCCAUGUGGACAUGAUCCAGCCAAAAGUAAGCACUAACUGAGUGUUAAGGCAUUUCUUGAACCUUUCCCAUUUUGAAUGAAUGGGAAUUGGAGUAGCUUAUCGGUAACUCCUGUUUGAAGAAUAAGGGGAUGUAAUUCCAGAGAGGGCUGCUCAUAAAAGCUAUGAUAUAAGGAAAGGACUGUGAGAAAAAGUGUUCAAGAAUCUUUUAUGUUCAGCAGUCUUUCCUUCAAAAUCCACAACAAGUUUUUUGUUCCAUUUGCUCAUAUUUUGAUGUUAUAGUUCUCAUGAUUACAAGAGUGAAAGAUGAAGGAAAAAGAGGGACAAUUUCAUGUCUGCUUUCUAGAAUCCUUUCAGCUCAGUGUCCACAGCUUUUCACUUAGAAAACAGUUGUGGUUCCUGGAUGAGCUCUUCUUUAGCCUCCAAAUAUCACCCCUCCAAAUGUUAUGGCCUGCAACUCCUAGCCAAAAUAGCCAAUCAUGAAGAGUGGUAGAUUUGUAGUCCAUAUUGGAGGGCCAUACUUUUUUCACUUGUACAAUAAACCCUGCACAUGUUUGGAUAGUAUCCUAAUUCUGGUUGUUAAGUCAAUCAGAGAAACUCCUCCAAAUCAAUUGGAUUUACCUAUUUUGGAGUCUCGCCACGUAAAAUUGAUUUAAUUGGUAGAUCUCAUCUACUUGGGACUAAUCAGCAGGAUUCCAAUGAAUACAUCUCUUAGCAGCAAACUCCAGAUAGUCCAGCCAGAGUUUGUGCAGAAUUACUAGUCCAUAUCUGCCAUAGGAUACAAAGCUCAGGAAGAUUAUGCAGAUCGUGUUUUUAGAAUUAGGAGCCACCGCACUUCUAAGCUGAUUUUUAAGUGAUAGUAUAUUGUCUUCUGUGCCUUCAAGUCAUUUAUGGCUUAUAGAUAGCAUAACAGGACCUAUCAUCCAGUUUGUAUUGGCAAGAUUUUUUCAGAGGGGAGUCGCCUGAGGGUGCAUCUGCACUACAGAAAUAAUGCAGUGUGACUCCAUUUUAACUGACGGAGCUCAAUGCUAAGGAAUCAUGGGAGCUGAAUGGUAAUAACUGUGAAUGACUGGGAAGAGGCAUGGACUCUGGGCAGAUCAAGACCUUCAGUAUGCCAAAUGAAGCCCAUUGUUCUGUUCUUUUCUGUUGAAGAGAAGUUAAUAGGAACACAAGAAGUUGGUUUUGACCAUUGGCCCAUCUAGUCCAAUAUUAGAAGCUCUGACAGGCUGUAGCAGUAUUCUAGUAUUUGAAGAAGAAUCCUUUCCUAGUCCUAGUCCUUGAUGAACUCCCAUGUAAGCAUUUACCAGGCCUGACUCUUAUUUUGAAAUUAGAGAAGAUCAGUCCUUUGAAGGAGUGGUAUGAUGGGUCCUCUUUUUUUAAAUGAAGGGCACACUGGUGCCAGUGUUAAGAAUAUGUGAAAGCAGGGAAAAUAUAUUUGCAAAUGUGUAUCAUUAAGUAGCAUUGGUCAAAGAAUGGGUCCAAGCUUCCCAUGGAUUACAUUCAGCUGGGUUAAAAAUAUUGAUUGAUCCUUUUGGGUCAUACCUUGAGCUAACUUGAUAAUCUUAUAGCAAAGCUUUAGAAAAGAAGUGUUAAGUUAAAAUUGUCAGUUUUAGCCUGUCAUCUGCAAGCAGUUCGCUCAAAAGCAAUUCCAUUGAUUUCCAAUUGCUUCUCUAGAGUAAAUGAUCUGACGCAGAUGUGAUUGUGCUCAUGGCUGUGUACUAGAAGGCUUAAUGACACUUAAAUAUCGCUAUUUUAUCUGUAUUCUCUAUUUGUAGUUCCAGUGUUAAGAUGUACCCUAACCAUUUACUAAAACACACUGGGGAAGGGAGGUGGGGGUAAAAAAAAAGCAUUGUUAAAAAUAUUAACCAUAACUAUUAUGUUUUUCAUGCUCUCUAUAUUGUUGGAUUUCUUAUUGAUAAUCUUGUAACUCUAUGGGAACUUUUAACUUGAUAAGGAAAUGUAUUUUGACACUGAUACCUUAUUAAAGUAUACUGAUCCUUAAA
Anolis carolinensis (green anole) is the source of this 8080-nucleotide messenger RNA. It is a transcript of the gene epas1, whose product is annotated as endothelial PAS domain protein 1. Gene Ontology annotation, biological process: cellular response to hypoxia; regulation of transcription by RNA polymerase II. The record is from RefSeq and is a predicted model, not a curated record. Gene Ontology annotation, cellular component: cytoplasm; nucleus; transcription regulator complex. Lineage: Eukaryota; Metazoa; Chordata; Lepidosauria; Squamata; Anolidae. The transcript is spliced from 16 exons. Gene Ontology annotation, molecular function: protein dimerization activity; DNA-binding transcription factor activity, RNA polymerase II-specific; RNA polymerase II transcription regulatory region sequence-specific DNA binding. Bases 376 to 2991 code for a protein of 871 amino acids.